AUGGGCAUUGAUCUUAGACGGUUUUUGGUGGGAUUGCCUAGGCGCAUGUCCUACGAUGACGAUGGUUCGAAAGCACAUCUCUACAAAGUAUUAUAUUAUCUAGCAACUAAUAAUGGUAAACUACUACAAGAGCUUUUUCCAGAUAUUGCAAACGAGGACUUGGAGCUUAUGCUGAAUUUUUCUAAUCUGUUAUCUUUGGAACAAUUGCAAGAUGUAAGCCCAUUCUAUAGGGUCAAGUCAAAAUCACAGCCACUGCAAGAAAGUUACUCGCAUCCACCUGGUCAGCCAUGUGCCAGGCUAUUCAAAUUCAAUGAUCCCGUGUACAGAUGCGAGGAUUGUGGCUUUGAUGACACGUGUGUGUUGUGUACUUAUUGUUUCAACGAAGCAGACCAUCUUGGCCAUAACGUAACAAUGUACACAUCACAAGGAACGUCUGGUGGAAUAUGUGAUUGUGGAGACCCUGAAGCGUUUGUUAACCCUUUGAAUUGCAAGUGCUCAACUUCAGAAACAAAGGCCCUGGGAGACCAAAAAGACCACCUUGAUUCUGAGACUAUUGACUUUCAAACGGAACAACUAUUGGAAACAUUCAAAAUCUGCUUUGAGUAUAUACUCGAUGUCACUAAUCUAUCGAUAUUGACUUUGCCAAUGGUGCAUGAACUAGUGAAAUUUGGAGGAUUUUCAGAAAAAGAAUGGUCUGAUUACUCAUCUAUGCCUGAGGGCCGUUACGGUGAGAUUGACGUUAAUUCACAAGACAAAUGGUAUUUGAUUCUUUGGAAUGAUGAAUUCCAUGAUGUUAAUCAAGCAGUAGAAUCUAUUAAGAGCUGUAAACGAUGUAAUGAUGACCAAGCAAUAAAAUUGGCAACAAAGAUUGACAAAGAAGGAUAUGCGAUAUUGCUCAAGGCUGAGAAUUAUAGAGAGCUCACCACGCCUAAAUUUAAGGUUGAAGCUGGUGGUCUUGUUUCAACAAUUGUAUCUGCUCGUGAUUAUAUGCGAAGUGUUUUUGUGAGAACGAUUUUUAGCUGGUUUGAGGACUGCCUCAACUCUAAGAAUAAAGCAUUUCAAAGUGCUUGUAGAGCAGUUGUGACAGAUUUGCUAGUCGAUACUGGGUAUAGUUUAGGGAAAAAGAUUCCAGAACUGUUCUUUCUUGAUGCGACUUUUGGCAAUGACCUAAGAGAACGCUAUUUUGCCAAUGGUUUACCAAUAAACAAUGAGUUCACCGUUUACUCUAAUUCCAACGAGCUUAAAACUUUUCCAAAAAGUCACCAUUCUACAAUCGAUCAGCAAGUUUUGCCCAAGCCAUUCAAACGGUUUUCACGACUUCAGUUUUUGUUGAUUUUUCAAAUCCGACUUGCCAAACCAAUUCGUCAAGCACUAGUUCCCAUCAUAAUUCCUUCAUUGGUAUCCCAUGACAAACAAGUUUUUGCUCAACAAUUUACCGAGAUUUAUCCAACUCUUUUAACCAUACUUGCACGCUCUGACAGAGAAGACGAUCUCAACUUGAUUGAUGAAAUUGCGGCUCAACUCUAUACUUGCCCUGUGACUGUGCCAAAAUUGAUCAAAUCUGUUGGCAUUGGUUAUAUACUAAGCCCUGUCAUUUCAAUCAUUGAAAACUGCUCCUCGGAAUUUGAGCCUCUACAUUUGAGCCACAGAGUUUACAAAUUUAUUGGAGACGAAAGCCAUAUCAAGAGGACUAUCCAGGCAGCAAUUAUACGUGGAAUAAGAGACUUUGGUCAUUUUACUUCUAGUGCUUUUAGUAAGGAGGCUUUGGCUCCGUUGAUGGAACCUGCAAAUGUAUUUUUCCUUAUUCGGUUUAUUCAACUAUUCCAGGGAUACUUGCCGUUAACUAGAAAGUAUGGUGAUCAUGUUGAGCACGAGCUGUAUUUGUUUCAAUUCCACUUAAUCAUGUCGAUUCAAAUUUUGAAAUCUUUACAAAACUUGGCAUUUUCGCAGUCUGAUAACCUACUCGCGGAUGCGGUAGCCGAACACUUACCAACCGUUGCAUCUUCUCUUGAAAUCAGUCAACCACAAUUACAUGAGUUGCUGGUCUGGCACCAUCCUCAUGGCUUGGUGUACCCUAUCACAAGCUAUCUUUCUUUUCUUAUCCAGAGUCGUGGGUUCGAUAAAUUUGUCAAAAACCAAAAUCAUAACAAACUAGAGCCAAUUGCUGAUCAUUGCAUUUGGAACAUCGUUAUGGCGUCGCAAAUCAAGAUAGGGUUGUGGAUCAGAAAUGGAGUAGGCGCUUCACGUCAAGCGUCGAUGUACUUUGGAACUGCAAUGUCUGAGUUUACCUUUAGACGAGAUCUUCAUAUAUUGCAAGUUGCCUUAAUGACGGGUGAUGCAUCUUCACUAGUACGGAAAAUGUUGGAGAGGUGGGAGCUAUACGAGUGGUUUCUGAAUGAGUGUGCACAUGAUGGUACAAUGUAUGAGGAACGGUUUUUCUCGAUUAUCGAAAUGUUUUUAUGGAUUUCAUACAUCUUGUUAACAGACCGAACCUUGUUUAUUGCCGGAACCACCCCUACAGAGCAAGCAAACAUGGAGGCGAGACGUAUAAUUGCGUACCGCUUAUGCGAUCUGGCCAAGUCAUAUUCUGAAUUAAAGACUAAAUGUGGCUCGCUGAUUACUUCAUUACCAGAGUUUGACUCUAUAUUGAGUGAAAUAGCAGAGUAUCAGCCUCCUAGCUCAUUCCUAGAUCUGGGACAUUAUAGGCUCAAGAGUUCUAUGUAUAAACAACUUGAUCCAAUGAGUGUUCACUUGAAUUCAACUGACUUUCAUUCUGUUUCAGAGGUAAUGGCGCGCCUCAUUUCAAAGCAAGACAAGAUCAAAGAGGAAGAUGUCAUUUUCCAACCUGUUUUUCUCAAUAGUGACAAUAGCAACAACAGCAACAACAGCAACAACAGCAACAACAGCAACAACAGCAACAACAGCAACAACAGCAACAACAGCAACAACAGCAACAGUAACAAUAAUGAAAACAUCGAUCAAGUAAUUGGCUUGUUUGCAAAGACUCGUUUGUUUGUCAAGCUAUUGUACAAGCUUUUACAGCUCGCGCUUGAUACCUCGAAUGAGACUUAUCUUCCACAAUUGUUGCACUUGCUCCAUGCAAUAGUUUUAGAUGAUGAAAUUAUACAUGGGAAAGGUUACCUUAAUCAGUACUUUGUGGAGUUGCCCAUCUGCGACUUAUUGGUGACAAUUGUGGAGUCCAAAAUGUCCAAGACAGUGAGAAGGAAAGCGGACUAUAUACUAGACCAAUUCUUGGCAAAGGAUACACGAAUUUACGAAAAUUUAAUGAGUUGUUUUGGAGAAGAGUAUGUGGAAAGAUUUAUAAAGGGCAAACAGCAACACCACAAAGACUCGCAUGAAGAUGCUGCAAAGAAAAAGUCUGAGGCGCGAAAGAGAAAGAUUAUGAAGAAAUUUGCAAAAAGACAAGAGCAGUUUUUACGUCAAAAUAGUGGAAAAAAUGGUAAUGACAAUGUAGAUGCUGACACUGUGAUGAAGGAAGACAAGAAAGAUGCUACCGGGAAACUCAGCCUAGAAGAGGGAGCAGACGGUUCUGUUUGUGUAAUGUGUGGAGAAGCAGCUUCACCAGAAUCGACUUUUGGAUGUUUGAUGAAACGAACUUUUGCGCCAAUUUUUUGGAAAUACAAUGACCCAAAACUCACUCCUUGUGAUGUUUGGAACGAGGAUCUUUAUGAUGGCGCUGAUGAUACAAACUAUGGUAAAGGUUAUGAUGUGACUAAUAUUGACAGUAAGAAUUUUGAAAAGCCUGUGUUGUCAACUUGUGGUCAUGGUGUGCACCUCCUGUGCCUUCGCAGAGUUCAAACUCAAAGGGGAUUUACUGCUUGUCCAUUGUGUCGUAACUAUCAUGAUUUGUUCAUUCCUAUACUUAGAGAACUGACUGAUCUUGAUUAUGCAACUGGUGAUGUUGCCUCUGAUAUUUCCAGUGAUGCUCCUGCUGCUAGUAUUUUGCAGUAUUUACUUUAUACUGAUUUCCAAAGCUCAACUUAUUUGACUAUCACAGCAAAAAAUAAUGUUUCACCUAAAUUGGAACAUUUGAGAAAACUACUUAUCCCCAGUAAUGCUAGCUAUACGCUGGAUUACUAUGCCGAACUUUUCCCUGAAAUUAAACAAGGCGAUCUGAUUGAUAAAUACAUUGAUGAACUUAUCAAUACUAUUGAAAUGAAUGAGAUUGCUACAAGGUUGAAUGGUACUGAAGGGUUUACGAACUUUUCGAGCCAAGUACCCAAUUCUGCAAAGACUUUACUAAGAUCAUUGUUGCAAGCCGUGGUACUACUACCCCGCUCGGUGGAAAAAGAGGAUGAGGAUGAGAGUGAUAGUGAGAAUGAGAAUGAAACACCUACAAACAUCGUGGAUUUGACCGAUAUAUCAACAUCAAGAAUCACAAAGAAACGCAAAUACGAAAAAGGUGUAUUUUCCAAUACCAUGAAUUUGUUCUUCAAUACUAAUGAGUCUUUGGCUUCAUUGGUAAAGAUAGGAAUUUGUGAAACUUUGGCAAUUGUCAUGAGCAGAGUCCAUCAUACUAAACACCACGACACUAGCUCAUCAUCUUCAUAUUUUGGUGGUGAUAUUGGUGAUGUUGGCUCUUUGCUGUCUGAAUUUGAGCAAUUGUGGGCCAGAUACUGUCCAAAUUCCAAAGUUAGUCUUGAGGUAUACAAAUUAGUGAAACAAAUCAUUUGCAUAUAUUUACGUCGUGUUGUCUUAUUCCAAGAUAUUCUUCUCGGUCAUUUCGAAGGUGAAGACUUUGUUAGUAGCAAAAUCAUUAUAAAUGAAUUGGAUAAUUUUGAGCAAACGGCACUUUUGGAGGCUUACAGUCUUACGCAACUAGAAUCAAUGUUGCGCAUCCCAACUUUGGAUCGGAUCAUUGGUAGCAUUGUUAGUUUUGAAUCUUCUAUGGAGAAAAGUGCGUUUGAGACGGUAUUUACAAAGACGGCUAGUAAUCAUUUACCAUUGGAAUACCCUGGGGUAAUUCACUUGACCACAUUACCUAAAGAUUAUCAAAAUUGCUUAUUACGUUUACUGGAGUUGGAUGCUUACAACAAAAUGUGCUGCUUAAUAUGCGGUACUUGGAUAGCAUACAAUAAUAGAUUGGAGAGACGACAUCAUGUAUGUGCGAACAAAUUCCAAAUAUAUUUCAAACCAAAGGAAUGCACCAUUCACGUUUAUUUGCUGGUCGAGCUGGCGGUUUUCCCAUUGGACAUUCCAGCCCCAUAUUUGACAAAGCACGGAGAGAUAAAAACUAUAAAAGAUAGAGGCAAGGCUAUGCUUGGCGAGUUUAGAUUUAAGGAACUCAAUAAGCUCUGGAUCAACCAAGGAUUGUAUGCGCUUUUGACUAGGACAAUGUUUGGCCCUGGUGUGAUGGAAAAUGCGUUUAAUGUUUUGAAUAGAGGAAGGAAUUUUCUCGUAGAGGAAUUAGGUCUUAAUGAUCAAAUGGAUUUAGAGGAAGACGACGACGACGACGACGAAGAGUUUAUUACAUGGUAA
This is a messenger RNA of Lodderomyces elongisporus, 5499 nucleotides long. It is a transcript of the gene UBR1, whose product is annotated as E3 ubiquitin-protein ligase. The coding region runs from base 1 to 5499 and encodes 1832 amino acids. Gene Ontology annotation, molecular function: ubiquitin protein ligase activity; zinc ion binding. Gene Ontology annotation, biological process: ubiquitin-dependent protein catabolic process via the N-end rule pathway. The record is from RefSeq and is a predicted model, not a curated record. The transcript has a single exon. Lineage: Eukaryota; Fungi; Ascomycota; Pichiomycetes; Serinales; Debaryomycetaceae.